Solea senegalensis (Senegalese sole) is the source of this 2611-nucleotide messenger RNA. It is a transcript of the gene ak5, whose product is annotated as adenylate kinase 5. The coding region runs from base 263 to 1960 and encodes 565 amino acids. NCBI's taxonomy places the organism in Eukaryota, Metazoa, Chordata, Actinopteri, Pleuronectiformes, Soleidae. Gene Ontology annotation, biological process: nucleoside triphosphate biosynthetic process. The transcript has 14 exons. Gene Ontology annotation, cellular component: cytoplasm; cytosol. The record is from RefSeq and is a predicted model, not a curated record. Gene Ontology annotation, molecular function: nucleoside diphosphate kinase activity; ATP binding.
GGAGGAGGAGGCGCGCAUCCGCGACACGGAGCAGGAGAGCACCGUGGCGCGACGCACUGACAGUGGCAGAGCCUGGAGGAAUCCUGAAGUCCACACACACGAGAGGCAAAAAUGCGCUAGGAAGAAAGACAUCUGCGUGGAGCUGGGUUCAUAACCAAAGAUCUUCUUCUGAAGGCACUGAGACACCUGGAGGGAAAACAAAACAAACCAAAACGUACAAGCAACGCACAAGUUGUGAUUUCAGAGGAAAUCAGAAGUGGAAAUGAAUACCAACGAUGCCAAGGAGUACCUCGCGCGGCGGGAGAUACCUCAACUAUUUGAGAGCCUGCUGACAGGGUUGAUGUACUACCGACCCGACGACCCCAUCGACUACCUGGAGGCGUGUCUAAAGAAAGCUAGGGAGCUCGGAGGACCAGAGAAAGUACGAUGGGAUACCUUUGUGGGCCAGGAGAAGAAGCCCCUCCCCCCUCUCAAUGGUGGCCAAUCACGCAGGUCCCUCUUCAGAAAUGUGUUGCCCGACAGUCCCAACUUUCCCUACAGACGCUAUGACCGCCUCCCUCCCAUCAGCCAGUUCUCCAUCGAGAGUGACUCGGACCUGUCCGAGACGGCGGAGCUCAUCGAGGAGUAUGAGGUGUUCGACCCAUCGAGACCCCGGCCCAAAGUCAUCCUUGUCAUCGGUGGCCCUGGCAGCGGCAAGGGGACACAGAGCCUGAAGAUUGCCGAGCGCUACGGCUUCCAGUACAUGUCUGUGGGCGAGCUGCUGAGGAAGAAGAUGAUCCACAAUGCCACCAGCAACAGAAAGUGGAGCCUGAUCGCGAAAAUCAUCACCAAUGGGGAACUGGCACCACAGGAGACAACAAUCACUGAGAUUAAGCAGAAGAUUAUGAAGAUCCCGGAUGCUAAUGGCAUCGUCAUUGAUGGUUUCCCCCGAGAUGUCGGACAGGCCUUGUCCUUCGAGGACCAGAUAUGCACUCCUGACCUGGUCGUGUUCCUCGCCUGCACCAAUCACCGUUUGAAGGAGAGGCUGCAGAAGCGAGCCGAGCAGCAGGGACGGCCCGACGACAAUCCCAAGGCCAUCGACCGCCGCCUGACCAACUUCAAACAAAACACCAUUCCUCUGGUCAAAUACUUUCAAGAGAGGGGCCUUAUUGUGACAUUGGAUGCCGACCGAGAUGAGGAGGAGGUUUUCUGUGACAUCAGCAUGACGUUGGACAACAAGCUGUUUCCCUCCAAGGAGCCCGCAGCUGGCCCCAGCGAGCUGGACCUGAGUCUACUGGGUGAAAGCAGCAGCCUGGCUGAUGUCACUUUCAAGUACAGUGAGGCGGAAGAUGAGGAAGACAUCGGUUACGCUGAAGGAGCCGCAGAAAGUUAUAGCACAGAACACAGGAAACCAAAGGUCAUCUUCGUGAUUGGUGGUCCAGGCUCGGGGAAGGCGGUCCAGUGCCAGCGGAUGGAGGACAGGUUCGGCCUGCGUCAUGUGACCCUGGGCGACCUUCUGUGUAACGAGCUGCAGUCUCACAGCGAACGAGGGCGCCACCUGCAGGAAGUCCUGGAGAGAGGAGAGCAGCUGCCCAAGGACACAAUGCUGGAGCUGCUGUGUGACGCCGUGGCGUCGUCAGUGCAGCAGCAGCGGCCGGGGAAAGGUCUCGUGAUCAGCAGCUUUCCCAGAGACCUGCAGCAGGCGGAGGAGUACGAGGCCAAGAUGGGUGAACCCAGCGCCGUCCUUCUGCUGAGCUGCUCCCCCGACACCAUGUCCAGCCGCCUGCAGUGCAGAGGCAGAUCUCACACAGACAGAGAGAGCGCCACACACAGGCGACGUGAGAGCUUCUGCAACAACAGCCGGGAGCUGGCUGCACACUACCAACACAAGAGGCUCCUGCACACGAUCGAUGCCGAGAAGUUGCCAGAUGAAGUGUUCACGCAGAUCUGCCAAGCGCUGGAAUCCAGUUUCAACAUGUAAUUUCUACACUUUCCUCAAAUACCACUCAAACACCCCCACCCUCUUCUCAAAGUCCGUCUGUUAAGACCUUUUCUCUCCGUUUCUGACCCCGGCGCAGACCUGGUAUUAACACCAACUCUCCGAGUGAUCCAAUCACAUCCAGAUGACACACACAAAGUUCAGUUGUGAACGCCCCCCCCGAUCCGUCCUGAAUGCAGAUCUGAUCACAUAAACUACAUUCAGAGGAGGCCACAUUCCACAUUAGAGAGCCGACUACUUCCUCUGCUGACGUCCUCUUGCGGUUUCACAGUAUUAUUACACUGAUCAGCACUCGUUGACUUAUUCAUAGCCAUCGCCACAAUAUUAACACUGAUCAACACAAGAGUUCUCCUUCUGUUAGAGCAGCAUGAGUACAGCUUUGAUUCAUUCACUCAAGCUUCUGAGGGGUUUGGGGGGUUAAUGCAGAGAGCCAAGUCAGAGACACUAAACGUGUCUUUAUAAUCGUCACACACAGGUGUCAAACUCAAAUGACCUGGGGGCCAAUGAGUGUCACAUCAUUUCAUCAUAUAUUGAAGAUUUUCAUGGUGAUAUUUCAGAGGAUUUCAAAGUAAAAAGUGCUCGUUUUGAUGAAUAAAAACAUAUUUAGAACACAAAAUAAGUCUGUUAGUGUCA